AUGCUAGCGAGUGGGGUUCGCCUCAGUCCCGGGCCUGGCCGUGCUGUGGAAGUGGCGGCAGGUUCGAUUCCCGGUGGUGGGGCCGGCGCUGCUUCCGUCGCCGGUUAUAGUAGCAGCGGCAACAGCAGUAGCAGCAACAACAGUGAGACCGUCGCGUCGCUGCCGGGAAAGAUGAGCCUUUCUCCGAAGGAGCUGACGAGCUUGCUGAGCAUCGUAUCUGAAGAGGCCGGGGGCAGCACUUUCGAGGGCCUCUCCACCGCCUUCCACCACUACUUCGGAAAGGCCGAGCAUUUCCGCGUAGGCUCCGUCCUGGUGUUGCUGCUGCAGCAGCCGGAUCUGCUGCCCACGCCGCCGCAGCGCCUGACUGCCCUCUACCUACUCUGGGAGAUGUACCGUACCGAGCCGCUCGCUGCCAACCCCUUCGCCGCCAUCUUCGCCCACCUCUUGAAUCCGGCGCCCCCCGAGCGCGCCCCCGCCGGCUCGGGGCCCGGAGCGGCAGGGAGCGGCGGCGGGGACGACAACGAAAAGCCGCCGCUCUCAGGCUUUUUGCCCGCAAUUACUCCACCAGAACGAUUCUUUCUUUCCCAGUUGAUGUUGGCCCCUCCUAGAGAACUCUUCAAAAAGACUCCAAGACAGAUUGUAUCGAUGGAUGUAGGAAAUAUGGGCCAAUCUGUGGAUAUAAGCGGUCUUCAGUUAGCAUUAGCAGAACGUCAGUCUGAGCUGCCAACACAAAGUAAAGCUAGCUUUCCUAGCAUUCUCAGUGAUCCUGAUCCAGAUUCUUCGAAUUCUGGUUUUGACAGCUCUGUUGCAUCCCAGAUUACUGAAGCCUUAGUGAGUGGACCAAAACCACCUAUUGAAAGUCAUUUUCGACCAGAAUUCAUCCGCCCACCACCUCCACUCCAUAUAUGUGAAGAUGAGUUAGCUUGGUUAAAUCCAAUAGAGCCAGAUCAUACAAUUCAGUGGGAUAAGUCAAUGUGUAUUAAAAAUAGUGCUGGAGUGGAAAUCAAACGAAUCAUGGCCAAAGCAUUCAAAAGUCCUUUGUCAUCACAGCAACAAACACAGCUUCUUGGAGAAUUGGAGAAAGAUCCUAAGCUUGUUUACCAUAUUGGCCUCACUCCUGCCAAAUUGCCUGAUCUGGUGGAAAACAAUCCUUUAGUAGCUAUAGAAAUGCUGCUUAAAUUAAUGCAAUCAAGUCAGAUAACUGAAUACUUUUCAGUACUAGUCAACAUGGACAUGUCUCUACAUUCAAUGGAAGUUGUAAAUCGGCUCACUACAGCAGUUGAUCUUCCUCCAGAAUUUAUUCAUCUUUAUAUAUCCAAUUGUAUUUCUACUUGUGAACAAAUUAAGGAUAAGUAUAUGCAGAAUCGUCUGGUACGUCUUGUUUGUGUAUUCCUACAAUCCUUGAUUCGAAACAAAAUAAUUAAUGUACAGGACUUAUUUAUAGAGGUGCAAGCCUUUUGUAUUGAAUUCAGCCGGAUAAGAGAAGCAGCUGGACUUUUUCGAUUGCUGAAGACACUUGACACUGGUGAAAAUCCUUCAGAAACAAAGACUUCUAAAUAAGACUGAUUUGGAACUUUUUUUUACUUGAUUAGUGUGGAAAAAAUUCUGUAUAGUUUUUUGUUGCUUGCAAUUAAAAUGUUUGUGCUUUAUUAAAUUGAAGUUUUUGUUGAUGACUUGGAACUAAUUUAAACUUUAAGCAAAUUAACCUGAUGUUAAACCCGAAACUCUAAAUGGGUGCCAACCUACGUAGCAAAGUAUUCCAUGCUCAUCUGUGUUCCAGAUGAUUUUUAAUCAAGUUUAAACAAAAACAGAAAAACUUGGGAGCUUACAUAUCACCCACUAAAAAUGAUAAACAAGACCCAAAAAUCAUUCUUGGAAAGGGAACAGGCUGCUAUUGAGCUUUAGAACAUGCCAACAUAUCUCUUUAAAACAUACUUUUCAAAAUGCUACUAAAUACUAUGAGUAGGCCAUUUUUAAACUAAGUUUUGUAGAGGUAUAUGUUUAAUUUAAUCAAGUGCUUAAUCUAGAAUUGUUUUAAGCAAGUUUAAGAUCAAUGGCAUUAAACUCCCAGGAAUUCCCAGUCAAUAGGAAAUUGCUGGAAAUUUAACUUUAUGCAACAUGAAAUAGGUGUCAGUUUCACAUUAGCAAGAUCAUGGCAAUGAUCUUGCUAAUGUGAAAUACUGUAUUUGCUUCUGAUAAUUGAGAAGUGGCAUUUUGAAAGUGAUUUCUUAAAUCUUAUCAUUUUACAGUGCAAAACAGUUAAACCUUUUAUAGUUUUCUCCUGGAUUACUAUAGUCCAUAAUAAAGCUUCACCAAAAAUAAGAAAGGAUAUCUGUAAAUGUAACUGGAGAAAUCCAUGCUAUUUUGGGGCAAAAACAUGCUAUUCAUGCUAUUUUGGGGCACUUCUUCAAUAACUUAGAAUAAAAGAUUCUUUUAAAGAUAUAAAAGCAGUAAUACAUUCUAAUGAUAUAAACAUCAAACUAAGCCUUACAUUUUCCCGAAAAUCAGAUCUAUCCUGAAACUAAGACCUAGCAUGUUUUUACGCAUGCGCCUAAUAUAAGCCUUACUCCCC
Molecule: messenger RNA, 2572 nt
Organism: Pseudonaja textilis
Lineage: Eukaryota; Metazoa; Chordata; Lepidosauria; Squamata; Elapidae
Gene: CNOT11
Product: CCR4-NOT transcription complex subunit 11
Cellular component (GO): CCR4-NOT complex
Source: RefSeq, a predicted model, not a curated record